UUUGUUGCAACAAUAAUAACACCACCCCAAUAGUAUAUAAAAGUUCAUAAUGGCACCACAACAGGUAAAAUUACCAGAUGAAGAUCUUGAUUGGAUUCAAAUGCGCCAGGAAUCGGGCCCAGUGUUUCCCGAGACGACCAAAGAAAAGAUGAUGCGCAAAAUUAAGGAAAAUCCCUUAGUACCCAUUGGUUGUCUUGCCACCGCCAGUGCACUGGGUUUUGGUCUCUACAACUUCCGUUCGGGCAAUCGCCAAAUGUCACAGAUGAUGAUGAGAGCGCGUAUAUUAGCGCAAGGUUUCACAGUGGCCGCUUUAGUUGCCGGUGUUAUGAUGACGUACGGCAAGAAAGAAUAAUGUUGAGUUGAGACAUUCCCAAAGGCUGGAUCCUCUCAAAUUAUUAACUUUUACUAGCUUUACAAAGGUUAAUACGAUUUUUGAACGCAAUUUAUUGUUUUAUUUUUAGUAUAUUUAAGAUUUGCAAAAAAGGUAUUGCUAUAAUAAACGAAAUAAAUGUUUUGUGAUACAA
Messenger RNA from Calliphora vicina (urban bluebottle blowfly), 524 nucleotides. RefSeq names its product HIG1 domain family member 2A, mitochondrial. Gene Ontology annotation, biological process: mitochondrial respirasome assembly. Bases 50 to 352 code for a protein of 100 amino acids. Lineage: Eukaryota; Metazoa; Arthropoda; Insecta; Diptera; Calliphoridae. Gene Ontology annotation, cellular component: mitochondrion. The transcript is spliced from 2 exons. The record is from RefSeq and is a predicted model, not a curated record.